AUGGCAGUUGAGCCAGUGGCCGAUAAAAAAUGGGCUUCCAGGAACACCAGGGUAGAUCUGGCCUACCUAGCCUCCAUUUGGGCACCAACUUGUGAUCAAGAGGCACUUAGGAUGAUGAUUGACUGGAACCAUUGGGUCUUUCUUUUUGAUGAUCAGUUCGAUGAAGGUCAUCUCAGUCGAGAUCCAGAAGCAGCCCAAGAAGAGAUCAACCGAACUCUGGAAAUCAUGGAGGACACACAGCCCCCCCGGUGUGGCAGAGACCAGCAACAACGAUGGAAAUAUAUGCAUCGACAUUUUUUUGAUGGAUUGUUGAAGCAGGUCAAAGUAAUGCAUAGUCAUCAGGCUCUUGGGCGCGAUGUCCAAGAGUACAUGGAUAUGCGCAGAGGGACGAUCGGCGCAUACUCAGCUAUUGCCCUUACUGAGUACGCCAUUGGAAUCAAUCUUCCACCGGAGGUUAUAUCUGGUUCUCCUAGUCAAUGUUAUUCUAUCAUACAAAAAAAAUCUGGUAGGUUGGCCAAGCAGCACAUGUCCAAGACUGUCGAAGCUGAGACAUUCUUCAGGCAUUGGGAGUUGAUCAUAAUUUGA
This is a messenger RNA of Penicillium roqueforti, 585 nucleotides long. Its product is annotated as terpene synthase family protein. The transcript has 9 exons. The record is from RefSeq and is a predicted model, not a curated record. NCBI's taxonomy places the organism in Eukaryota, Fungi, Ascomycota, Eurotiomycetes, Eurotiales, Aspergillaceae. Bases 1 to 585 code for a protein of 194 amino acids.